Messenger RNA from Budorcas taxicolor (takin), 1016 nucleotides. RefSeq names its product retinoic acid receptor responder 1 (gene RARRES1). Lineage: Eukaryota; Metazoa; Chordata; Mammalia; Artiodactyla; Bovidae. Bases 1 to 870 code for a protein of 289 amino acids. The transcript has 6 exons. Gene Ontology annotation, molecular function: metalloendopeptidase inhibitor activity. The record is from RefSeq and is a predicted model, not a curated record.
AUGCAGCUCCGCAGGCAACCGCUUUCCGCUCCCCGGCCGGGGCACACGCGCCCCGCGGCCCAGCGGCUCGCGGUACCGCUGCUACUGCUGCUCGCCCUCCAGGGGGCGGCGGCGUCCGGGGAGCCCGAGGACUCCGGGUGGCUCCAGGACGCGGAGCCCUCGAGCCGGCUCCUCUCGCAGGCGGCGCGCGCGGCGCUGCACUUCUUCAACUUCCGCGCCGCCUCGCCCAGCGCCCUGCAGGUGCUGGCGAAUGUGCUGGACGGCCGCGCGUGGGUUAAUCAGAAGAAGGAAUAUAAAUUUGACUUGGUGUUUACCACAGAAUUCUACAGAGCAGAGGAAGGUGAGAAACGUCUGGGAACAUGUUCUGCUCAAGUAUUUUUCAGGAAUGAUAAACCCAGACCAGCCAUUAAUGUGACAUGUACUCAGCUCAUUAAGAAGGAGAGGAGACAGGAAGAGGAUUACCAGCUCUACAAGCUCAUGAAGCAGCUUAAAAGCCCCUUGAACGCAGUCAGGAUUCCUGACAGUCAUGGAUAUAUUGCUCCAUCCCUGAGACCCAUCUGGAACCUAGCUUUUCUGGGCAGCUCUUACGUGAUGUGGCAAAAGACAACGCCGUUUCUACACUACUUCAUGUCACAGAUUAGCAGUGUCAAGCAGUGGAAAACAAAUGAUGAUGCAAUUGAUUUUGAUUAUACUGUUCUACUCCAUGAAUUCUCAACACAGGAAAUUAUUCCCUGCCGUAUUCACCUGGUCUGGUACCCCGGCAAACCACUGAAAGUGAAGUACCACUGUCAAGAGCGACAGACACCAGAAGAAGGCUCUGGAACUGAAGAAGGAUCGGCUGUGGCACUGACGGAGCUUAGUAAUUUCUGAAAAGCAAGACAAAUCUGUCUAUACCACAUUCUAAACAAAAUGACUGUACUCUGCAUUAAAUAGCCUAAAUCAUUAUUCUAGUAAAACAGCCAAGUGUAAGGCAAUCUAAUAAUUUAGGAAAGCCUGUGAUUACAAAUAAAUAUUCA